Hippopotamus amphibius kiboko is the source of this 1421-nucleotide messenger RNA. RefSeq names its product cysteine rich tail 1 (gene CYSRT1). The transcript has 2 exons. The record is from RefSeq and is a predicted model, not a curated record. Bases 760 to 1143 code for a protein of 127 amino acids. Lineage: Eukaryota; Metazoa; Chordata; Mammalia; Artiodactyla; Hippopotamidae.
GGGGUGGGGGGCUUGUGGCCCCCGAGACCACCAACCAGAGGGAAACUGUAGUUUCAGAAAUGAGCCGGAAACGUCACUUGUGUAUGAAGCCCAUGCCACCAAUCGCAAGAUAAAUUUUAUUGGCAAAGGUGUGCAAACCAAACAUUUCUUAUCGGUGUAAAAAGCGGCAAAGCUCGGAGCACUGUGUUCUCAAACAUCUUGGGCGCUGCCGUCGGGGUAGAGGCUUGGGUCACAGUGAGCACCUCCGUCCUCUGCUUCAAAGCAGAGGCUUUGAGAUGUGUGGGUGACGGCUGGGCCCUCAGACCACCUGCAGGCCUGACCCCAGGCUCGCCUCCUGUCCUGUGUUCGGGUGAGGUGCAGGUCAUGGGAGGGCCAGGACAUGCCCCACACGCACUGAGGCUGAAUCACCCAGGCUGGCAAUGUCCCUGGGAGCCCGGGCCGUGGUCACCGCCCAUCCGAAAAAGGAAGGGUGGGUGGCGGCUGUGCUGCAGGAGCUGGGGCCUCCUGGGAUCUUGAGAACCCCAUCUAUGAGCCCCGCCCAGGGCCCCACCCCUCCCCAGGAGGGAAAAGGCAGCUGCCAGUCGCUCAGCUCACGGGCACUGGGACCUGGCCCAGAGGACGAGAGGACAGCUUGCUGCCAUCACCACUUCAGGUGCUUCCACGGCCCAGCUUUCCUUGGGGCAGCAUCCGUUCCCCUCCACCGUCUGACGCUGUCUCCUCUGCCCACCCCCGCCAGGCCAGGCCACGGACCCCCACGAGAUGCUCGUCGAGAACCCGUACGCCCACGUCAGCAUCCCAAGGGCUCACCUGCGGCCUGAGCUGGGGCAGCAGCCGGAGGUGGCGCCAUCCUCUCCGGAGGCGCAGCCUCUGCCCGAGGGGUCCUGCCCCCUGGAGCCUACCGAGGAGGCCCCGGGGCCCGAGGGCGUCAAGGGGGCCGCCUCCAGCCGGGGCCCGCAGGUCUGGCAGCAGCCCCGCAACCCCUAUGGCAGUGGGCAGCGCCAGGCAGGACUGACCUACGCCGGCCUGCCGCCGGUCGGGCGCGGCGACGACAUCGCCCACCACUGCUGCUGCUGUCCCUGCUGUGCCUGCUGCCACUGUCCCCGCGUCUGCCGCUGCCACCGCUGCUGCUGCGUCGUCUCCUAGCCUGGCCCUCCCUGGGCCGCGGGGCCCCCCGCGUGGCACGCCCGGCCUCUGCUGAGGCAGCCGCAGCCGUGCCAGGCGGCCGGCACAGCCCCUGGGGCGCGGUCGUGGGCGUCGGGGGCUGCCCACCCUGGACGGCAGCACCUGCCCACCGAAAAGGCUGACAGCUCAGCCCAGGCCCCCGAGGCGGAGCCCUGGGGGCUGGCCGUGAUGGCAGCCCUGGGGACACCCUUGACCCCCUCUUCAAGGCCCAGGGCCAGGCAAUAAAACAGAACAAGGUG